This is a messenger RNA of Sardina pilchardus (European sardine), 2899 nucleotides long. RefSeq names its product major facilitator superfamily domain containing 12a (gene mfsd12a). Bases 415 to 1917 code for a protein of 500 amino acids. Gene Ontology annotation, molecular function: symporter activity. Gene Ontology annotation, biological process: carbohydrate transport. Lineage: Eukaryota; Metazoa; Chordata; Actinopteri; Clupeiformes; Clupeidae. The record is from RefSeq and is a predicted model, not a curated record. The transcript is spliced from 11 exons. Gene Ontology annotation, cellular component: plasma membrane.
UUACAGACACACACCACAACAAUAUUGUGCAAACGGAGAAUUAUCGCUUCAUACUCAUUGAUAAUAGGAUUAGCCUACUCCAGAUUAGGCUACGUGAAAACAUCUGGCAUUCCAUACAACCGCGGCGGUGAAGAAUAAUGGAUCAUUCACACUAAAUCAGCAUCGUUGAUCAACGCGCUAGUCAGCUGACUACACCGGUGAGCGCUUUCCCUUCUGAGGAUUGGAUAAGCUACACUCAUGUAACGCUUACCAUUUGAACGCAGCUGGGAUGUCAGGGUUAUGAAGGAAACAUGGGUGUUACGCUUGUUUAUAUGCUACAGUCUAGCGCUACGAUAAUGAACAGUUGGUUUGUCAGUGUUCAAUAGUUUAUUGCACUCUUGGAUUCAGAAAGGGAAAACUCGACGCCGCGCGGUCAUGUCUGACAACCCGCCGUAUUUACACUUCUGUCGACGUCUAAGUUAUGCGGUGGGACAUUUCCUUAACGACUUGUGUGCCUCUAUGUGGUUCACCUACCUACUGGUGUACUACCACUCAGUACUAGGUUUUAAGAACACAUACGCAGGGGUCCUUCUUUUAGUCGGUCAAAUCGCAGAUGGAGUUUGUACGCCACUCAUUGGUUAUGAGUCGGAUCGUACGGCAGGAUGUGGGACUUACGGGAAAAGGAAAACAUGGCAUUUAGUCGGCACAGUGAGUGUGUUGGUGUCAUUUGCCUUCGUCUUUAACCAGUGCAUUGGCUGCGAUGACAGCACGCCACAGUGGGCCGGUGUGGUCUACUUCCUUCCCUUCAUUGUGAUCUUCCAGUUUGGUUGGGCGGCCACUCAAAUCUCCCACCUGUCACUUAUCCCCGAACUCGUGACCUGCGAGUAUGCCAAGGUGGAACUCACUGCCUUUAGGUAUGCGUUUACAGUGGUGGCAAACAUCACCGUCUUCGGUGCGGCCUGGGUUCUCUUCCACCUGCAGGAGGAGAAUACGGACGACCUGGGCCCAGCUGAUAUUCCUGUUUUCAGAAACUUGAGUCUGCUGGUGCUGGGCAUUGGGGCGGUCACCUCGCUGCUCUUCCACGUGGGCACGCGUGAGAAGAGCUUCGCCACAGGCGUCUCGGAGCCCGGCGAGCGCCAACCUCUCCUCAUCAACACUCCCAAGCCUCCCACAGACCGGCUGCAGUGGAAAUGCUGGCUUCGGCAGCCGUCCUUCUACCAGGUGGCCUUCCUCUAUAUGUCGACCAGGCUCAUAGUCAACCUCUCCCAGACGUAUGUCUCCAUGUAUCUCACCAACACUCUCAUGCUCCCCAAGAACUACAUCGCCACCAUUCCUCUGGUCAUGUAUGUCAGUGGGUUCGCCUCAUCCUUCAUCAUGAAGCCUGUCAGCAAGCUGAUUGGCAAAAGUUUGACCUACUUCAUUGGGCUGCUGCUGAUCAUGGCGUUCGCCUACUGGGUGCUGCUGGACACCCACAUGGGCUCGGCCGUGUACGGGGCGGCCGUCCUGCUGGGAGCCGGCUCCGCCACCAUCCUCGUCAUGUCGCUCUCGCUGACCGCUGACCUCAUCGGCGACCAGACGCAAAGUGGAGCAUUUGUGUACGGAGCUAUGAGUUUCACUGACAAGGUGGCCAAUGGUUUGGUUGUCAUGGUGAUCCAGGGCCUCCAUCCAUGCCACACAGAGGUGUGCUGCCCUGACUGUGUGUGGUUCUACCACUACGUGAUGGUGGGCGUGACUGGAGGGGUGGCCGUCGCUGCUACGCUGUGUCUCUGCUCUCUGCUCAUCUGGCCCAUUAGCCUUCGACACCCUGACAAAGGACAACCUGUAGUCAACAAUGAGCCAAACGGAUUGCCGGUCAUUAACGGGCUGAUGGGUUCUGAUGGCCAGGAGCCUGAUGGGCAAGAAUCUGAUGAAACCUCAGAUCAUGCUUCAUUUACCUGACGUGGAAUGACUGGAACCAUUAAGGGAACCUUUUGGGAACCAUAAGCCAGUUUGUGUGUUCAGACAUGCAGUGCCUCUUUUAAGAAUGUCCUGUGUAUAUAUUUAAUGGAGUAUAGAUAGGAUAGACAUGGUUUUAUUUUAUAAUUGUUGUUUUAUAUAUAUGUUGUUAUGCUCAUAAGUUUAUGAACCCAUGCUGAAGUUCACUAAAAAAGAGGAAUAAAAAAAUAUAUAUUUUGUAAAUGCUUAAAGUGCCUUAAUGCCUUCAUUUAAAAAGAUUAGGAAAAAUCCAACUUUCAAGGACACCAAUUUUCUUUGUGAAUGAAUAAUGUAAAUAAAUAAAUAAAUGCUCUUCCUUACAAAUACAGGGGGAGUAAGUAUUCACACCCCUAUGUUGAAUUCCCAUAUAGACAGGCAGAUCUUUAUUUUUAAAGGCCAGUUAUUUAAUGAAUCCAGGAUACUAUGCAUCCUGAUCAUACACCCUUCCCCAUACCUACAGAUUGGCAUGGUGUUUAUUUCAGUUAGUUUAAUAGCUGCAUAGCUGCAUAGAUUUGCAUCGAGAGAUGAUUUUAUGGUAUCUUCAUGCCAAUCUGUAGGUAUGGUAAUUUCCAAAAGACAUUUUUUUUUAUUCUUUUUAGUUGAAUUUAGUAUGGGUUCAUAAACUUAAGAGCACAAUUGAUUUCAGAAUUCACUAAAUUGGACCAGAGGUAAUGAGAGAAAUAAAAUAGUGUCAAAACUUUAAAAAGGGAGAUCAGGAGAUUGUAAUGGUGAGAUAUUUAAUCUCACAGAGCACACUCAAUCUCAAAUGAAAAUGAUUCUCAGGCCAGAUAUACUGUAGCACUGAGAUUAUUUUUGUGAAAACUAAAAACAAAAACUGAAAACUAAAGGGAAUCACAUGGCACAUCAGGGCAUAGUUUAUGUUAAACAUAUAAACAACUGUACAAUAAUUGACAAUCUGCACUAAACUAAAGAUUGUGAAAUAAAA